AUGACAAUCGAGGCUUCUGUGAGCUUCAAAAGAAAAGAUACGGAGAACCUAAUUUCAACUAAGACUCUGCAGCUAGACAAAGAGAAAAACAUGACUAUGUCAAGGAUUACCAAAAGCGGCAAAGUGAUGGAUGAUCAGUCUUCUCCAUCAAAGUGUCAAAUGGAAAAUUUCCAAUCAGCACUACAGGAUCCAAACUACCGCAGACACAUGGCUGCACUUAAACUGCAGAAAGUAUAUAAAAGCUUUCGGACAAGAAGAAAGCUAACAGAUUGUGCAAUUCUUAUUGCACAAAGCUGGUGGAAGCUCUUAGAUUUUACUGAACUCAAACACAGCUGUAUAUCUUUCUUCAACAUUGAGAAGCAUGAAACUGCUAUUUCACGUUGGUCUAGAGCUAGAAUCAGAGCUGCCAAGGUUGGUAAAGGUUUAUCAAAAGAUGACAAAGCUCAAAAACUUGCUUUGCAGCACUGGCUGGAAGCGAUUGAUCCACACCAUCGGUAUGGACAUAAUCUGGCCUUUUAUUAUGCUAAAUGGCUCAAGUGUCAGAGCAGAGAACCCUUUUUCUACUGGCUGGAUAUAGGAGAAGGAAAGGAGGUUAAUCAUGAGAAGUACCCUCGAUCUAAACUUCAGCAGCAGUGUAUUAAAUAUCUGGGUCCGAUGGAAAGAUUGGCUUAUGAAGUUCUUGUGGAGGAUGGAAGGUUUUGCUUCAGGCAAUCAGGAAAGCUCCUUCACACUGCUAGUGAAGGUGCACAUACCAAGUGGAUUUUUGUCCUUAGCACAUCCAAGAUCUUGUAUCUCGGCAAGAAGAAGAAAGGUUCAUUUCAGCAUUCUAGCUUCUUGGCUGGAGGAGCCACAUCUUGUGCUGGGAGACUAGUCGUUGAUUAUGGGGCAUUGAAGGCAGUUUGGCCUCACAGUGGGCAUUAUCGUCCUACAGAAGAUAAUUUCAAGGAAUUUAUUUCAUUUCUUCGGGAGAACGAAGUUCAGCUUUCUGAUGUCAAGAUGACUUCAGUUGACGAGGAAGGUCACUCAUCCGAAGAGGACUUCGCAGAGAACAUGAGUGGCUUGGAGGCCGAAGAGAGGACCAAUUUGAUGGAAAGGACUACCCUUGCAAGCUUCAGUUCAGAACCUAGGAACAAGUUAGCCUGUCUCCAAGAAGUGGUUGCCACUGUACAUCAUCCUUCACUCCUAGAGUUUCAACUCCAUUCUCAAAAGUACAACCUGAAGUUCUGGCUCCAGCACUUGAGCACGGAACCUCUCUGGUUAGAGGGAUAUCAGUAG
Molecule: messenger RNA, 1275 nt
Organism: Sphenostylis stenocarpa
Lineage: Eukaryota; Viridiplantae; Streptophyta; Magnoliopsida; Fabales; Fabaceae
Source: the annotation of a GenBank genome assembly